Messenger RNA from Osmia lignaria (orchard mason bee), 4696 nucleotides. RefSeq names its product cytoplasmic 60S subunit biogenesis factor ZNF622. NCBI's taxonomy places the organism in Eukaryota, Metazoa, Arthropoda, Insecta, Hymenoptera, Megachilidae. The record is from RefSeq and is a predicted model, not a curated record. Gene Ontology annotation, biological process: ribosomal large subunit biogenesis. Gene Ontology annotation, cellular component: preribosome, large subunit precursor. Gene Ontology annotation, molecular function: zinc ion binding; nucleic acid binding.
AAAUCAUUAUGAAUAAAUUGUUUUCUUAAAUAGUUUUUGUUUUCCGUGAGCGUAAGUACCACUUCCGGUUACCCGGGAAAAAUGAAAAUAGAAAGUUUCGUUGAUCAUGGCUACUAGUUCGAUUACAGGUUAAGUUUGCUAGAUAACACGAGCAGGUGCGAUCUGCUUAACAUAUAUAACUAUUCAAGGUUGUUAUUAAUUAUUGAAGCAUUAAAUGACAGGAAUAAAUAAUAUAAAUAAAAAAAGAUGGGUGGAAUGUAAUUUCGAAAUAAGAUAACAUAAAUGUUUAAUUAAUCAAUAUUUAACGCAAUCUGUGAAACACAUUUAAAAACGAAAAAAAUUUUCAUCAUUCAAUUCUGCUGACACAAAUAUGCUAAUUCAACAAAACAAUUUACAUUUCUAUUCUAUUUUAAGAAACACUCAAUCCACGCUCCAAUUGAUUCGGUCCGUAAGCAUUUGAUGUAACAACUUCCUUUUGAAAAAUAAGAUAAAUGUACAAAGCUGAUGAUUCGCAUACAAAUAACACAUCACCAGGCAAGUCGAUAUAAUAACAAUAUUGCGUAUAAUCGAAAUUCGAUAGUCGACGGAUGUGGAUCUAUUCAUUUUAUCGAUAAUUUAAAUGGAUGCCAGUCGAUCAAUUUAAAGAAACGACUUUUUCUCGACGAAACAAUCGAUUUAUUGUAAUUACUAAUCGAUAAAUGACGUUGCAUUUUACACGAAACUCGGAAAUUACCGUCAAACCCGAUUUUUUUAAUUCCUACUUAUGAAACAUUUUAAUAAACUCUCACUGCCAUUGAAUAAAAUGUUAAUAUCGUUACCUCGAUUCGAUCGUUUCUACAUUAUAUGUGGCUUCAUUUCACUUAUUUUCCAUAAUCGCCGGGAAAAAAAGCAUGAUUCAUCGAAACAUCACAUUACAUGAACGUUAUCGCAAUCUCGCGGUUCACUCGGCCGACAAAGCAGCCGUUCUCGAUUCGUUCAAUAAUUCGAAAAGCAAUAUCGAUCCAUCGUUACGUAGCGGAAAUAGAAGCAACGAACGAAGUAACAUGGAAAAGAGAAAGGGAAACGUAACAUACCAAUGAAGGAACGUAAAUGCGUGAAAAGAUGAAGAAAAUGUUCAUUUCCAUAGAAAUGAGCCGCUCGUGGAUCGUGUAUGUUCUCGUGUCCAAAAUGGCUGGUCGCUAAAAUUAGCGUCGGAAGCAACCAAAUGAUACCAGAUAGGACGUCGCCGUCGCUACCAUGCCCUGGUUCCACUCACCUUGGCGUCGAAGAAAAGUCAUAUAAAAUGGUAUCGCCCUGCUGGACGGCCGCCUUCUAGCGUGAAAAUUGAACGGGUGUUCGUGGGUGUAUCGAGACAGAUGGAUCGCCCUGUCGGGUGCACCCCAGUGUCUCGUUUUACGUCUUUCUACGAUGUCGUCCUACAAACGUCGGUCGAGAAAUCGGUUGAUCGCGUCGACGUGACACCGUGCCGAUGCUUCAGCUUCCUUGCUGAUUCUUCAGCUCGAUGACAAGUAUCCCUGUCGUCGAAUUACUAUUUUCUUCCAAAUUCUCUCGCUUUACGUGCUGUACGUAACGUUUUCAGCUUGCGACGUGCACACGAAACGUUCCGGCUUCUGAGACGGCUACUGCCUGAAUACAACUGCAUAUGCUCGAAGAAACCAGGGUCGUAAACAUGACUUGCGACUCCCUGCGAUGAUAGCGACGCCCCUAACUUUUUAGAGUGGUCUUUUUUUGCUAAAUCGUCACGUGACUCAACGAUAUCACUGACGAUGAUGCAAUGUAAUUUUUGCGAUUCGUUACAACGAUAAGAAUUUUAUUAAUACUUAUCACUGAAAUAUUAUCUUACAACUGUAAACGUGUACAAAUUUAUACAGAAUAAAAAGGCAAUUGAGAAAAAUUUGUGUUCGUUACUUUCAGUUUGUCUAAAAAAAAAACGUAGCAUAGUUGUCUUAUCUAAUCAUAGAUUUAUAGUUUAUGAUUAAAUAAAACGUUGCCAAGGUAAAAUACUGUGCAACAUAAAAAUGAAUUAACUCGAAGAUAUAUAUACAUUUUUCCUUUUACACAUUCUGGCGCAAUAUUAACAGUAAUGAUUAACACUAGUAUUGCGACAAUUGUGUAACUGGUAACCUAACCUUCCAGUCAGUGCAAUGCAAUGAUCCGAACAUAACCUUAGUGUUCAAAAGUAGUUCCACACUGUUCCACACGUGAGGUCGUGCUACAGUUCCCGUCAUAUGUAUAUAUUUCUUAUAUUAAAUAUAAAUAGCAAUAUUCAUGAUAGAAGUAUAAUUUAAAAAUGACUUCUCCAUUCACUUGUAUCACAUGCCGUGUCGCGUUUAAAGAUUUAGAAAUACAAAGGCAGCAUUAUAAAUCAGACUGGCACAGAUAUAAUCUGAAAAGAAAAGUAGCUGACAUACCUCCUGUUACUGUAGAAGAAUUUCAAAAAAGAGUGAUCGCACAGAGGGCUAAAGAUGAUCAGCAAAAAGAAGAAGGAACAACAAGCUGUAAGAUAUGCAGAAAAAAAAUGUUCAAUACAAAAAACCAAUAUGAAAAUCAUUUACUCUCAAAGAAGCACAAGGAAAAAUAUGCAAAGCAGAAUAUGUCUUCUGAAAAUGCGAAUGAAAUAGUAGAUACAGAUGCUGAUGCUAGUCUUCCACCUAAUUCUGUGAUUAACAAAGAUACAAAUGAAGAAAGUUCUAGCAGCACCAGUAAACAAUCAAUUAAAGAUAUGGAAGUAGAUUCUGAUAUUGAGUCUGUAGAUUCUGAUGAAUGGGUUGAAGACACUGAGAAUCCAGUAACAAAUAAUAAUUGCUUGUUUUGCAAUCAUCAUAGUAGAUCUUUGAUCCGGAAUCUGAGACAUAUGACCAUUGCACAUUCAUUUUUUGUGCCAGAUCCUGAGUAUUGCACUAAUAUUAAAGGAUUACUUAUAUAUCUUGGAGAAAAGAUUUUUGCAGGAUACAUGUGCAUUUGGUGUAAUGAUACAGGAAGAAACUUUCAAAGUGCUGUAGCUGCUAGAGCACACAUGAUUGACAAAGGUCAUUGUAAGAUGUUACAUGAAGGAGAUGCACUCUUAGAAUAUGCAGAAUUUUAUGAUUAUUCUUCAAGCUAUCCUGAUGCAGAAACUGCUGAUCCAAAUGCAGAAGUUGAAAUACCAGAAUUAGAUGAUAAUGAUUUCCAACUUGUGUUACCAUCAGGAAAUGUUAUUGGUCAUAGAUCUUUGCUAAGAUAUUAUAAGCAGAACUUGAAUCCAAACAGAGCACUUGCAAUCUCAAAGAGUAAAAAAUUACACAAAGUAUUAUCACAAUAUAAAGCCCUUGGAUGGACAGAAACACAGAGAGAAGUUGUUAUAAAGAAAGUCAGAGAUAUCAGAUAUAUGCAAAGGAUACAGGCCAAGUACUCUACGCAAUUGCAGUUCAAGGCAAAUAAAUUACAGAAACACUUUAGACCUCAAGUUAAUUUCUAGAUAUUAUUAUGUGUAUUAAUAUUGUUGCAAGACUGCAUUCCUUCUUAAAUCUUUAUGAGAAAUUAAUUGUUAGAUAUGCUUAUUGUAUCGCAUAUUUAUACAUUUAUUGUUCAAAUAAAAUUGUACUUAUUUAAGAAUCCACGUUUAAUAUGAUUUAAAUAUGAAAUCUGUUAGAAGGACAUAUGUUAUGAGGCUUUAGUCAUUAUAAAUUGUAAUAUUUAUUUGAUGGAUAGUUUUACAAAAUAAGUUGUAAUAUAUUUUCAUAAUAUGUGACACCAACAAAAAUAAUAUUUCUUGUAACUUUUACGUUAUACUCAUAUGGACCCAUCACCGAGUAAUUCCUGUAGCCAUAAGCUAAUUCAUCGUUUUCGAUAAAUCGUUAUACACGGGGUAAGAAACGAUCCGUGUUUCUGCGCUUUUCUGACGGCUAUAAAAAAACAUUGUACACAAUCGAAAACGUCAAAAAUUGUGUACCAUGCGUGUAUACGAUAUACUUUCAAUUUACCACCAGCAAACUGUAGAAUCUAUAUAAGAAUUAACAAAUGUCAAUGUACAACAUUUGACACAUGAUUUUUAUUUUCCAUCACAUUUCUAUUGUCGAACGAUAUACGCUGUUAUUCCCUUAUGACAUACACGAAGACAUAAUUUUUUUUUUUUUUAUCACGUUAACCAGAGCAACUGACUUCGAUAAUUCAUUUUGAAUCAACAAAUUGCAGAACAAAUGUCCAAUGAACGAAACGUUAAAUAGAUCUUCGUUCUUGCAUUUGUCGACUCGAAUGUUUUAAUAAAGAUACGUUAUUUGGAACACAGAUAAUGGGCGGUGACCGAUGUUUCGAAUUUGUAAUACUUUUUAAGAGAAACACGCGGCCCACCCUCUAUAGAUACAAGUACUUUGUAAAUGCAUCUUUAAGAGAAACAUACACAUUAGAGACCUGUUAUUGUCACACAACGAUACACAUAGUAUACACUACUCUUCAUUCGUAAAAUUCUUUUGUUUACCGAAGAUUUAUAACAUUAAAUUUCGUUUUGUUCUGUAAUUUAAUUUAAUAUUUUUACCAUCAGCUUUAGAGCUUGAUGGGGUGGAGCCGGUCUGAUCGAUUCAUCAAGAUCUGAGUACAAAAUUUCAGCCUCCACCUGAAAACCAUGUUUCAAGCAAACUUUCUGCGAAUACAUUCCCGUUGCGUCGGCCUUGAACACCUGUAAAUACAUUAAUCAUUUAAAUAAAUCGUUUAAGGAUAA